CUCGCACACACAUCCCCAUCUCAUCCCCGCCCCUCUCCAAAAAAAUUUUAGAUGAAAGGGCUUUUGGAUUUUGGAUGACGCUCCGAAUCACGUGUUCAUAGGAAAUAGGCUACACUCGCUAUAAAUUUUUUUUUGGAGCUGCCUCGUCCUGCGCCGCCGACCAUAGUUGUUUUGUUGCCGUCUCCAUACAGUGUGGCUGCGGGGUGGAAAGGUAAUGUAAUGUAAUGUACCUUGCCGUGGUCACUGACGGGUUCACGCCAGUUCACCGGGGUUCACUUGAGGAGAGCUCCAACCCCCUGCUCGCCUCCUCUUCUUCUUCUUCUUCUUCUUCUUCUUCUCCAAAACGCAACGAUCGGAGCUAAUCCAAUAUUAUUCAUUGAUAUAUUAAUGUCGGAUUCCAUUUUUCCCACCGACUGUUGAGGUUUCCUGGGAGCUGCUCAACUCGUCCAUGUGACAGAAGUCCUGACGUGGCUGAGGGCAUGAAGCAACACUGUGACAUCACAGUGGCUGGUCCAUGACACUAAACUCCAUUCAACCCUCUCCACGCUCCACCCGCCCUCUGUUCUCAUCACACCCAACAAGCAAUCACUCGCUCUCCCAUCUACACAGAGCUGCACAAUGGCCAGCAAGAGGAAAUCCACUGUACCCUGCAUGAUACCAUCCAAAUCCAAACAUGUGCGUGAGGAAAUCAUACUGGGCUCGCUUCCAGAACUCCUACCAACAAUCCCAGAAGACAGCAUACUCAGCAUCUCCGGAGGAGAGUCUGGCCAUUUCUCUCACAGCUCCUCCAAAUCCGAUUGUGGCAGCGAGGUGCAGAAAGGAGGCGCAUACAGCUGUCCAAAGUGCCGUUUCGAGUCCAGAGAUCUAAACUACUUUUUGGAUCACAUGCACAAUUGCCACUUAGACUUCAGGGCUCAGCCCACUUUCUACUGCCUGAACUGUGGGGUGUCAGUUGUCCGCUUUGAGGCUCUGGCUCUGCAUAACGCUACUGCCCACCCUAAGAUAAUGGAGGGGUUGGUCACGGCCUCCCUAACUGUCAACAAGAGGGACGGAGUAACAACGGUGGAGCAAAGCCUCUUCACAGACAACGGAGACAUCUACAAAGAAUCUGGGAUCUCCCUCACCAAAACCCCGAUUGCAAAGAUGAUGAAAGCCAAGGGGGAACACAAAAAGAUCGUGGUCUCUCACACCGUGGAGGUACGGAAGAUAGACACGGUAAAGGAUGUAGACCCCAGCAUGCUGACAAAUGUGCCUGAACUCCAAAACGGGGCUCUCAGUCUUUCUGGCGCCCCGGCUAUGCCGAGGACCACUGUCGCUCAUGUGAUGAAGACGACAGUGCCCAACCAAGUCUUUCACCAGCACACUCCCUCCCUUUACUCCCCCCCUUCUUCUGGUUCCAAUAAAGACCUUCCAAAGGUGAUGAUUCCUCUCAGCAGCAUCCCCACCUAUGAUGCCGCCAUGGACACCAGCAGCUUUCUCAAGACCUCCUUUGGCAAGUUCCCCUACCCGACCAAAGCCGAACUCUGCUACCUAACGGUAGUCUCAGAGUUCCCAGAAGAGCAGAUCAAACUGUGGUUUACUGCCCAGAGGCUCAAGCAGGGCAUAAGCUGGUCUCCUGAGGAGAUCGAAGAGGCCAGGAGGAAGAUGUUCAACACAGUGUUCCAGGGUGGAGCGCCCCAAAAGCAACCUGCUACGCAACGGCACGUGAAUCACAUCGUAACCCACCACACCGUCCACGGAGGCUCAAAAGGACCAAACUUUCAGAUGGCCAAAGCACCCUACGGCACGAUGAAAACCGGGCCCGGCAGAGUCGCGACCACACAGGCGAGCAUGUCGACGAACCCGAAUGUCACCCGGGUUUCGUAUUCUACUCCAAUCGUCCCCCCAAAGUUUCCAUCCGUGGUCAGAACAGCACAGGUACUGACCAAGAAUACUCGACCCACCGCGGAGCCGGAGAAGAGCAACGGCCUCGGCCCGGACAUGGCUGGAAGCAGCGGUUGCAUCAGUAGCACCAGCAGCAGUCGAAGCAGCAGUAGCAGCAGUAGUUGCAGUAGUAGCAGCAGCAUUAGCAGCUAUUCCGGCAGCAGUAACGGUGGCGAGACGGCCGCCAGGAAACUGGUGCACGACAGCAGCCCGACCAACAGGGUCAACAGCGUCGCCGCUUGCUCCGCCAACACAAGCAAUAACGCCGAGCACUGCGCCGCCAACGCCAACAGGAAACCAAACGCCCAAAGCAACCGUUCGCCCAUCGGAUUGGAAGGUUCAAACGGUACCAAGAGUCAAGUGAUCAUCGACAACACCAGCAAAUCCAACUUCACCUUCAACAAUCACAACAGCAUCAGUCCACAAGAGCAGGGCCACGCCGCGAAGCCUGACGACGAACGCACCAACAACAUCCACAAGGCCACCAACAACAACAACAACAACAACAACAACAACAGCAGUAUUAGCAAUGACUACCCGAGUACUACCUGUAAUGACAAUGUCCCGAACCUGAACCACACCAGCAAAUCCCCACCUGAAAGCACCAGCACUACUGUCAGCAAAAGCAGCCCGUCUAUUUUAAUUGAGGGUAAAUGCAACCAGGACUUUCCCAUAAAGGGAAUGUCCAUCUUACAGCAACUCAUCAAGGACGAGGACCCGUUUGCCGGGGACAGAAGCUGCCCGGAGCUGAAAAUUGAGCCCAUCAAGAUCAACUUCAAGAGGGUGAAGCUGAAUGAACCAGACACCACAUGUGAGAUUGUACGUCAAGAUAAUAAGUCUGAGAUAACCGAGGUGUCUACUUCUCAGCCGUCUUUCUCGCCCCCGGGCCAACAAGACCCCCAGCAGCUGCAGAUCCUCCGGCAGGUUGUCUUCAACACCCGCUGGCCCGGCAGGAAGCAGUACGAGGACUUGAGCGUCCCAGACGGGCCUCCCGAAGCAGAGGUGGUGCGCUGGUUCAGCGACAGCCGGUACAGUCACAAGAACGGGCACCUGAAGUGGCUGGACGCCUAUCAACGACCGCCCGCAGGUACGGAGGACGCGAAGAGUCCCGGAGACGCUGGAGCCGAGUCCCCGAAGAACUCUCCGGUGGCCAAAAUGAAACUUGUUGAGCAAGACAUGAACAAGCACCUUGAAGGAGACGCGGGACUGAACUCAGGGCAGCGGGUUGUGUGGCAGGAUUCAUACUCGCCGCUGCUGGGUCUGAUGGGGUCCGAGGGGAUCGUCGAGCGAGGCCGAGCUGAGGAGUCAGCGCAGCCGGGAGUCCUGCAGGAUCCCUGGUCAGAGAGCGCAGAGGACCACCAGCAGCCGGUGGCCAGUCAGUCACUCAUUGAACAGAAUGAUGCCAAUCAGGCCAGGGAUCGCCUGAGGAUGGAGCUGCUGGAGGUGUGAUGAAGAAGCAGGCCCAAUCCCACCAGAGGAACGUGACGUUUAAAAAGGCUGGUUUGCUCCCCUGGCCGUGCUCUAAAAAAAUAAAAUAAAAAAUAAAAAAAAGAGUGUUCAUAAUGACAGCAGAUGUGAUUGUAGCUGGACCGUUGGACUCUGACUGUAACUGUGAAUACCCCUCCUCCUCCUCCUCUUCCAUCACUUCCUGCCAUCGUCAAAAAGAAAGAACUUCUCACCUUUGAGUCCUGUGAUGUUUAAGCCUUUCAUGCUUCUUUGUGGUCGUGUGGGGAGGGUGCACAAUGAGGUCAGUACGAGGGAUCAAAGAAAAGAACGAGAAGCGACGCACACUGACUGGAAAACUGACUUGAAUGAGGGAAGAUCGGAUAGAAUAGAACCGGGAGAUAUUGUCGUUGGGUCAGAGGGAGAAAUAUAUAUAUGAUUGAAACUGCACUAAAGAGGGUUUGUACCAACUGGACAAACAAACGAUGUGUCAAGGAAACGUUGUUGUUGGCUUUGUGAUAUUUUUUACUUUUUUAGCAACCAGUACUUCAGCACUGCCUUGAAUUUUACUUUUUCCGUUAUUUUUUCAUUUUUUUUUCAAUUCUAUUUACUCUUCUAUAGUCACUGUAAGUCCAGAUGCAAUCAAACAUGGUUUAUUUAGAUCUGUAUAAAUGUUGGUGAUCACUUUGCAGUUCAGCUACACGCAAGAGACUAUAUACACACACACACACACAAUGCACUAAUGAAGACAGCAAUGCUAAAAAAAACUAAAAAAAAUAAUCACUGCCCCACAGCAAAAGUAUUGACCGCUCCGUCAGAUCAAUACACUACACUGCCCUGCAAGCUGGACAGAGAAGCCUGCCACGCUAACGUUGCCUUACUCAGCCCUGUCCGUGUGUUUUUAUGACCCGUCUGUCCAUCACCUUGCUUUCCAGCUACUGUGCUGUCCUAAAAAAAAAAAACUCAAAAAAAAAAUACAUGCCAGUGCAUCAAUGGUCACUGUUCGUCUAUAUCUGUGAGAAGAAAAAAAAAAAAAAAAAAAGAUAAAAAAUAAUCUUGUGCUGCUUUCUGUACACUUGGAGAUGUUUAACUUUAAGCUGUAAUUGUAUCAAAUAGUGUCACUGGCUUAAAAAAAAAGAAGAAAUGUUUAAAACAAAAUUAUCAAUUUGAUCCCGAGACACUGACAGAGUGAGAUAUUGUGCUAGCUAGAGAGCCAAAUGAGGAGAUCCGUGCUCUCCUCUGAAUUUUCUUGUGUUUAUAUAAAACAUAACUGUCACUACAUGAAUCCUAUUAAGCUGCAUCUUGUCGAGCUGCUAAUAGCUAAGAACGGUGCUAUACCUUCCAAAGUGAAAUUGGAGGUUGAUCUCCUACCAGCAGUGUAUGCACUUGUGUCGAAUGUUACAAAUUUAUUUUGGUUUGAGACAAAUGGAAUCUGGACUUACGGUGUCAUGAUCACUUAAAAGAAAAAAAGAAAAAAAAAAACACCUUUUAUGAAAUGGUCUGAUCAUAAAGCACUGUUGUAUCAUCCUUUCUACACUUCUGAAUCUUUACAGAAUAAACUGAAUACUCACAAAGCA
Messenger RNA from Cyclopterus lumpus (lumpfish), 4943 nucleotides. Its product is annotated as zinc fingers and homeoboxes protein 3. Gene Ontology annotation, molecular function: DNA binding; DNA-binding transcription factor activity, RNA polymerase II-specific. The record is from RefSeq and is a predicted model, not a curated record. Lineage: Eukaryota; Metazoa; Chordata; Actinopteri; Perciformes; Cyclopteridae. Gene Ontology annotation, cellular component: nucleus. Gene Ontology annotation, biological process: regulation of transcription by RNA polymerase II.